Sphaerodactylus townsendi is the source of this 1636-nucleotide messenger RNA. Its product is annotated as TOG array regulator of axonemal microtubules protein 1-like. Gene Ontology annotation, biological process: microtubule cytoskeleton organization. Gene Ontology annotation, molecular function: microtubule binding. Bases 14 to 742 code for a protein of 242 amino acids. The transcript has 4 exons. Lineage: Eukaryota; Metazoa; Chordata; Lepidosauria; Squamata; Sphaerodactylidae. The record is from RefSeq and is a predicted model, not a curated record. Gene Ontology annotation, cellular component: cilium; cytoplasmic microtubule.
AGAAGGAUAUGAAAUGACCAGGAAACUGGGCCCCCGAAACACCUUGGAAAGUGCCGAAUACGUGAAGGUCAUAACAGCUUCGCUGAACGCCAAGGACUUCCGGGAGCGGAUCAGCGCCAUCAGACAACUGUUAGCAGACACAGAGAGCAACCAGGACCUUGUGGUUGCAAACAUUGUGAAGAUCUUUGAUGCUUUCAAGUCCCGCUUGCACGACUCCAACAGCAAAGUCAACCAGGUGGCCCUGGAGACCAUGCGCCAGCUGAUCCCCCUGCUGAAAGAGAAACUCUCCCCGGUCAUCAACAUGCUCAUCCCUGCCUUGGUGGACAACAACCUGAACUCCAAGAACCCUGGCAUCUACGCUGCGGCCACCAGCGUCAUCCAGGCCCUUUGCCAGCAUUUAGACAAUUACCUGCUUCUCCAGCAAUUCUGCACCAAAGCCCAGUUCCUGAGUGGAAAAGCCAAACAAGAUGUCACUGAGAUACUAGCUGAGCUGGUGGUCGAGUUGUAUCCCCGGAAGCCUCACGCUGUGGAGCAGAAAGUCCUGGUGGUUUUGUGGCAUCUCUUGGGCAACAUGACCAACAGCGGCUCCUUGCCUGGAGCCACCGGCAACAUCCGGACAGCCACUGCUAAAUUGUCAAAAGCGCUUUUUGCACAAAUGGGUCAGAAUCUGCUCCUGCAGGCUGCCUCCCAGCCCCCGCACAUCAAACGGACCUUGGAGGAGUUCCUUGACCAGGCGACCUGAGGCGCACCCAGCCGGGGCUGGAUCAGAGACUGGGUUUGCGUGGGGUGGAGCGGAGCGGUCUCGGUGGGGGGGUUUCCUUUGCAGUGCCUGUGUUGUUCACCCAGAAGCGGACUGUCCUGAACAACCAAUUGAGGAGGGCUUGGCUGUUCCGGCCCAAGUCCCGCACCUCUACCAAAAUCAGUAUGGCGCUUGUAGCGUCUUCUCUUCCUUGGUGCUGGCCCAGCAACCUGCGGAGUAGGGCAGCGACACACGUCUUGGGAGGCAAAGUCCAGUCCUGCUCGCUUGCACUCUUCCGUGGACUUUGUGGCACGCCUGCCCUGAACAUGCUGACGGAGGUGAAACACUAAAAUAGGAGUAGUUUUAAUCAUGAAAUCAUGUUAACGACUCAUCCUCUCAUGUAGCCUUACGCGGAAACACAAAAUUCUCGAGACACGCGUGUGACAUGCAGGGUUCUGUGUGACGUUUGUGAACAAAGGUGUCUUUUUUUUUCCACUCGGUCCCCCUCAAGACUUCGCAGUGUUAGCUUCGCUUCUCCUGCUGUGGGCAAACCACACCCGCUUGACGCUUGGGCAUAAUUAGCUGCAUCCUCUUGCAAAACUUUUAACAGGUCAUAAUGAAGCAUGUUGACCAAAAUUUAUAGAAAACGAAUAAUUUUUACAGAUUUCGAACACGUCUUAAGAAACGUAACGUGUCGAACGUCACUUUCAUAUUUCCAGCGUGGAAAAACGAGACUGAAUUUUAUGUCUGUCCAAAAUUUAUAAAGGUGUUUAACUUCUCUGCCUUGCUGUGCAAUUCUCAGUGAUAUAAUAGUGCCAGUUCUUCUCUUCUUCCUCAAGUACUGUAUUCAUUUGAAGCAAAGAAUGUUCUGAAAAAAUAAAUGGAUUUAUUUCUGUA